Messenger RNA from Humulus lupulus (European hop), 2278 nucleotides. RefSeq names its product pentatricopeptide repeat-containing protein At2g21090. The coding region runs from base 182 to 2023 and encodes 613 amino acids. The transcript has a single exon. Gene Ontology annotation, biological process: RNA modification. Gene Ontology annotation, molecular function: protein binding; RNA binding. The record is from RefSeq and is a predicted model, not a curated record. Lineage: Eukaryota; Viridiplantae; Streptophyta; Magnoliopsida; Rosales; Cannabaceae.
CAUAGAUUCGAACGAACGGCACCGUGCUUGGCCCACAAAAUCAUUCAUCUUCAAUGCUGGCGAUGCUCGCCGGAGCUGAAUUUCGCCAACCUCCAUGACGGCCACCGCCAAGUCCAACCCAGUCCCACUAUAUAGAUAUAGAUGAAGAACCCAAUCGGGACUUUCAUGGUUUUUUCCUGCAAUGCGCUCAUUCUCUUCCCCGACGACUUUCGAUCAAACCACAACGUUUCGUACAAAUCUGAAGAAACGCUAUCCUGGGACCAAGCUUCCCUGUGUGGUCCAAAACCUCAUAAAUGAAUUCUCUCGGGGAAAUAUUUCUCAGUUUAUCUCUUCUCUUGAUCUAUUAGUUUACAAAGGGAUUCGCUUGCCUUCGAAAACUCUUGCUCAUCUUCUCCAACAAUGCGGAAACAGAAGGUCGCUUCGAGAAGGAAAAUGGGUUCACCUUCAUUUGAAGGUUACUGGGCUGAAGCGCCCAGGAACGUUUUUGGAAAAUCAUUUGAUCAAUAUGUAUUUCAAAUGCGGUAGUGAUGUUGAUGCUCGCAAGGUGUUUGAUAAAAUGGCUGUGAGGAAUCUGUACUCAUGGAACAAUAUGCUUUCUGGGUAUGUGAAGAUGAAAAAGUUAAAGGCUGCCCGGAGGAUGUUUGAUCAAAUGCCGGAGAAGGACUUUGUGUCAUGGAAUACAAUGGUGAUUGCAUAUGCUCAGAAUGAAUUGUUUCAUGAGGCUUUGGAGCUCUACAAAGAGUUGCGGAGAUCGUCAAUUGGCUAUAACGAAUUCAGUUUUGCAGGUGCUUUGACUGUGUGUGUUAAGUUAAAGGAAUUGGAGCUUACUAGGCAGAUUCAUGGACAGAUUUUGGUAGCCGGGUUUUUGUCAAAUGUGGUGCUUUCGAGUUCAGUUGUUGAUGCGUAUUCAAAGUGUGGGGAGAUGGAAGAUGCAAGAAGAUAUUUUGAUGAAAUGCCGCUAAGGGAUGUCCUUGUUUGGACCACUAUGGUUUCUGGAUAUGCCAAAUGGGGACAUAUGAAAUCUGCUAGUGAAUUGUUUCAUCUGAUGCCUGAGAAGAACCCUGUCUCCUGGACGGCUUUGAUCGCUGGCUAUGCUAGAAAUGGUAUGGGGUAUGAAGCACUAACAUUGUUCACAAAAAUGAUAAUGUUUCGAUUAAGACCUGAUCAGUUUACCUUCAGUAGCUGUCUUUGUGCUUGUGCUGGUAUAGCUGCACUUAAGCAAGGAAAGCAAAUACAUGGCUAUUUGAUACGUACGAAUUUCAGACCCAACAAAAUAGUUGUUAGCUCUCUCAUUGACAUGUACACAAAAUGUGGGAGUUUGGAAACUGCUCACCGGGCCUUUAACCUCUUGGGAAAUAAGCAAGAGGUCAUAUUAUGGAACACAAUGAUAUCUGCCUUAGCACAGCAUGGUCAUGGUAAAGAGGCAAUACAGAUGUUUGAAGACAUAAUCAGAUCAGGAGUGAAGCUAGAUAGGGUCACCUUUGUUGUGAUUCUCAGUGCAUGUAGUCAUUCAGGUCUAGUGCAGGAAGGGCUUAGAAUUUUCAAUUCCAUGACGCCAGAUCAUGGCAUUAUUCCUGAUCAAGAACAUUACGCUUGCCUAAUUGAUAUCUUGGGUCGGGCUGGAUGUUUCGAAGAAUUGAUGAACCAGAUUGACAAGAUGCCAUGUGAGCCAGGUUAUCAAGUUUGGAAUUCUUUACUAGGCGUCUGUAGAAUUCACAGAAACUUGGAGCUGGGAAGAAAAGCUGCCGAACGUCUUAUCGAGUUAAACCCUCAGUUCCCUGAUGCCUAUAUGUUUCUUUCCAGCAUAUAUGCCAUGCUUGGGAGAUGGGAACUGGUACAGAAGGUGAGGCAGCUUAUGAACAAAAGACAUGUGAGAAAAGAACGUUCAGUUAGUUGGAUAGAAAUUGAUAACAAAGUGCAUGCAUUUACUGUAUCUGAUAGGUUACAUCCAAUGACAGAAGCCAUAUACUCAGUUUUGAGAGAGUUAGCUACCCAUUCCUUAAUCCUUAACACCAAGAGGUAAAUGUUUGAGGAAUGCAUCUUUUUGUGAAUUGAUAUGCUUGAGGAAUAAUAAUUAUUGAUAGCUGCAGUCAAUAUCUUUAACUUGUAACAUUAUUUUUACCUUCAGAUUUCAUUGAUUUUGAGUCGUCACAAUUUUGUAUACUUGUGUGAUUCUGUCCAAAGAUCUAAAUAAUAGACCAAAUAUAAGGUGUUUGGAUCUCCCCUGUCAUGAUUUGUCUCUCAGAUUCAUGAAUACAUUACCAAAGAUUUUUUUUUA